CAAAAGGGGCAGGUGCUAAAGCAACCCUACUCCACCCCCCUUGUUCCUGAUAUAUCCUCUGAUCCUAAUCCAGGCAUUCUUUUCAAAAUUUGAUGGCUGAUCAUGCACCACACACCUCUAUGUUUUCACAAUUUCUUUUGUAUUAUGUUGUAUAAUUGUUGUAUUAUGUUUCAUAGAAAAAGAUAAAGUACACAGUCGUAUUUUGUUCCGAAAGGAAGACUCUCCCCCUCCUAGUAAGGUGUAGUAAGGGAUGACAGCGGGAUGCUGGCAAUCCGCAAGCUGCCAAUGGGAGGGCACUACGCUAUACCGUAAUCUAGUUUUGUAUUUGGUGUUUAUGUUAUGCGAUCACGAAUGCUAAAUUUCUUUAAGUGCUUGUAUUUCAGAUAGUAUAACCAAGGUGCAAGCUAUUGUGCAUAAGCCGAUUUUCCGAAAAGUUGCUGCGAUCAUUUUUUCUCCACCUGGACUAUACCAAUUACAACUGCAGUGGAUUUAAUUUUAAACACUACCUGGACUGUGUAAUAGCGGAUUCAGCUAUGUAUUCAGCCACGACAUAAACUUAAAAAAAAAAAUAAAAGAAUUAAUGAUCCUGACGCAGCUUGCUGAUGUGAUAUAAGGAUAAGGUUUAUUAUCGGAGGGUGAGCGCGCGCCUGGUGCUCGUGACCAACCUCUAGGAAGGAGACCCGGAGCCGCGCGAGUUAAAGUUGGACGGAGGGGGAAAGGGUGCACAUUGUGUUCAAUGGAAAGAAGAAAUUUUCAUGAGAAAUAUCCAUUUACAGCUUAGAUACCCGAGGAAGCAUGUUUCUAAAAAGAAGGAUGAAUUAUAAAGCACUUUGCACAAGUCUCUUAUUUUUUCUAGGUUUUCAACACUGUUCAUCACGACCAUGUCUUGAUCCUUUGACCCCUUCUCUGUACGCAUCCUCUUUCUUGGCCUCCUCCAGAUAUAACUUUUUGUAUUCUGCCAACUUCGCCAGACUGUAUGCCAGUUAGCCAGUGUGGAUGUUGGUGCCAGCCUCUAAUGGGAGCAGUGGGUGGUCACCAGACCCAGGGGACCGGCAGCCCUGGCUCCAGAUUAACCUGCACAGGAAGUACCGCAUAGUGGCCAUCUCCACACAGGGAACCUUCAACUCCUAUGAUUGGGUGACCAAAUAUACUUUGCUGUAUGGAGACCGGCCAGACUCUUGGACCCCUUACAUCCAACGGGGGGGCAACUCGACUCUGUCAGGAAAUUGGAACUACUACCAGGUGAAGAGGCAUAACUUCCACUAUGCCUUCACAGCCAAACACCUUCGCUUCUUACCUUUGGGAUGGAACACAAAAUGGGGCGGGAAGAUUGGGGUCCGGCUGGAGAUAUAUGGCUGCCCCUAUGACUCCUAUGUCAUGUCAUAUGAUGGAAAUGACAUGGUGGCCUAUCAGUUCCCACGGCAGAGAUACCGUACGCUGAAGGACCACAUUGCCCUGAACUUCAAGACGCUGGAGCGGGAUGGUGUACUGCUGCACAGUGAAGGCCUGCAAGGGGACGUCCUCAUUCUGGAGCUGAAGAAUGCUCGCCUCUACCUGCACAUUAGCCUAGGGAGCAGCACUGUCCAUGACGUAGAGGGUCUCACCACCCUUACAGUGGGCAACCUGCUGGACGACCAACACUGGCACUAUGUCACCAUCAAGCGCUACGGCCGGCAGGUCAACCUGACAGUGGACAGCCAUACCGAGAGCGCCAUCUGUAAUGGCGACUUCACUCACCUGGACCUGGACACUCAGGUUGUUGUAGGAGGAGUGAUUCAGUCAAACAUGCCUCACCAUCCCAAGAAAGCCAAUUUCCGUGGAUGCCUGGAAAAUGUCUUUUACAACGGGAUCAACAUCAUCGACCUGGCACAGUAUGGAGACUCUCAGAUCCGUUUCCAUCCUGGACAGAAAACAAGGCGAUACUCUUGCUAUGAUAUAAUGCUAAAGCCCAUGACCUUCGCUGGGCCAAACAACUUCCUGCAAUUGCCGGGGGUGUCAAGGAGGCCAAGGAUGACUGUCAGAUUCAAGUUUCGCUCUUGGGACUACACCGGGCUGCUGAUGUUCACCCGCUUUGCUGAUGACCUCGGCUCCCUGGAGCUGGGUCUGAGCGAGGGCCAGGUCAACGUCUCCCUUUUGCAGCCUGGCAAGAAGAAGCUGCAGUUUGGUGCAGGCUAUCGGCUGAAUGAUGGAUUCUGGCACACCGUGGAAAUUGUGGCCCGAGACAACUUUGUGACCGUGACCAUCGAUGACGAUGAGGGAUCUCCGCUGAAGAUCACCAACGUCUUUACAGUCCGCACCGGAUACCAUUAUUACUUUGGAGGAUGUCCUCAGACCAACAACACAGACAGGUGUGAGACCAAUCUAAACAAGUUUCAUGGCUGCAUGCAGCAGAUCUUCAUCGACGACGAGCCCGUGGACAUCGACAUGGUACUGCUGUGGCGCUGGGGGCGCUAUACUGAGCUGCUGCUGGGCACCUGCGGCAUCACUGACAGGUGCACGCCAAACCCAUGUGAACACGAUGGCAGAUGUAUCCAGUCCUGGGAUGACUUCAUAUGUCGUUGUGAGAACACUGGUUACCAGGGAGAGGUGUGCCACAUGUCUGUGUACAAGGAGUCUUGUGAGGCUUAUCGGCUCAAUGGCAAGUUCUAUUCGGGCAACUACACCAUCGAUCCUGACCUUAGUGGCCCUUUGAAACCGUUUUCAGUCUACUGCAACAUGGGAGCCUACAAAGGUUGGACAGUGGUCAGGCAUAACCGGGUAGACAAGACCAAGGUGACCGGAACCACGAUAAAUCAGCCUUACAUUGGUGACUUGGAGUACAUGAACGCAUCCUGGGCUGAAGUCACGGCCCUCGCCAACACAUCCACACACUGCGAGCAGUGGAUUGAAUUCUCCUGCUACAAGUCUCGGCUGCUCAAUACGCCUUAUGGGCAGCCGUUCAGUUACUGGAUUGGCCGGAAUAAUGAGAGUCAUGUAUAUUGGGGUGGAUCCUUCCUUGACAGCCACAAAUGUGGCUGUUCCAUCAACCAGACAUGCGCAGACCCCCGGUUCUACUGCAACUGUGACGCAGACUAUCGACAAUGGUAUUCAGACAAAGGCUGGCUGAACUUCAGAGACCAUCUGCCGGUCCUCAGAGUUGUAGUUGGGGACACAAACCGAACUGGUUCAGAGGCCCAGUUUUACGUGGGAAAUCUGCGCUGUCAUGGUGAUCGAAACACCUGGAACACUGUGUCCUUCACCAAGCCAACCUACUUGAAGUUUCCCACUUUCAAACCGGGUACGAGUGCUGACAUCUCCUUCCAUUUUAAAACCACUGCUAACUACGGCGUCUUCCUGGAGAACUCGGAUGACCGCCACCGUAACUUCAUCCGAGUGGAACUCAACACCACCAUGAACGUGCUCUUUGUCUUCAUGGUGGGUGAUGGCAUCAUCAACGUGACCCAUCGCUCCCCGCUGCCGCUCAACGAUGAUGAGUGGCACUUUGUCCAGGCAGAGAUCAACGUGAAGGGGGCCAGGCUCAAGGUGGACUAUAUGCCUUGGGCAGUGCGGCGCUUUCCUGGGCAGACUUCCGUUAGGAUGAAGUUCACCCAGCCCCUCCUUGUAGGUGCUGCCAAAUCGAGGCUGAGGCCAUUUCUGGGCUGUCUGCGAGGAUUGCGGAUGAAUGGGGUGCCUGUCGACCUGGCAGGAAAAAUUAAUGAGUCAGAAGGGGUCCGGCUGAACUGCACAGGCCAGUGCUUGAAUUCCACCAUACCUUGUCGGAACGGUGGACGAUGCAUGGAAGCCUAUGCUUCUUAUUUCUGUGACUGCAACAACACUGCCUUCGAGGGCUAUUAUUGCCACAAAGACAUUGGGGCUUAUUUUGAGGCAGGGGCAUGGAUGCGCUACAACAUCCGGAAUGAGGCGAUUUCUGAUGAGAGCCAAUGGGCUUACUGGCUGGAUCCCCAUAAUUUCAGCUUGGGCUACAACCAGACCAAUGACAACAUUGAGUUCAGCUUCAGCACCACCCAUACUCCUGCUGUGCUGCUCUAUAUCAGCUCGUUUGUGAGGGACUACAUUGCGGUCCUCCUCAAACUCGACGGUAGCGUAGCGCUGAGGUAUCGUCUGGGCCUUAUCACUCAUAAAUUUCAAGUGUCCCCCAGGAACCUGGCUGACGGAUACCCCCACUACAUCAACAUCACCAGGCACAACAAAACCGUACGAAUACAGGUGGACUACGCAGAGACCAUCAAAGAACACUUGGCAGAGAUAGAUAUUAGGUUUGACUCCCCCAAGUCAAUGUUUCUUGGCCGAGUCAUGGAGGUGGGGGACAUUGACUAUGAGAUUCAGAGGCACAACGCCCCAGGCCUGAUUGGCUGCAUAUCAGGAGUGCGGUACAACAUCUACGCCCCACUCAAGACCUACUUCCGCCCCAAUGAAACGCACCCGCCUGUUACAGUGCAAGGUUUUGUUGCGGAGUCCAACUGUGGGGUCUUCCCGCCAGUGCUGGGUCUGGUGCCUUUGUCAGCUGACCCAUGGUACACCGGAUUAGUGUUCUACUACAUCCAUGAUGACUUAUCAAGUCCACCAAUGAUAGCUCUCUUUGUCUUCAUAGCACUGCUGGUGAUAUUCGGCGCUCUCUACGCCAUAUAUGGUUACCUGUACCGCUACAAGGGCAGCUACAGCACUAACGAGCCAAAAAUAGUGGAGUCACCCAGCAGUGCUAAACCACUCACGGAACCAGAGCCACCGCGCAGGAAAUCGAAAGAGAGGAGCCUGCCUAAGAUUCAAGAAGAGCUGGCGAGCGAAUGAAAUGGCACAGCCGGAUGGAGAUUAAGCGAGUAGUCAUUUCACACCCACCCGCACACAGAACCUGUGUCUUUACUUUUUCUAUUCACAUAUCAUGUUUAUGUAUAUUUCCUUUUGUCCUUCUUUUAUAAUCACAUCAGAAUCAGUGGUAUUACAGGAUGUGACGCACAUAUUGUAUCUGCAGAUUACAUCUCAUCUAGGCAAAUCAAAACCGAGCCUCGCAACACAUCACAUGACAGAUCAAGCAAAGUGCCUGGAAAUAUUUUAAUCCUUCCAUGGGUUUUGUUCUCAUUUUAAAAAUAAGGAGGAAACGUGCCAGUUCUAAUGUUUCGUUAAUCUUUAAAAUAAUGAGAUAUAGAAGAAAAAAGUGAAACUGUAACAAAUGAGACUCGUCUGAUAGCAUGACACCUACAGUAGAUAAACUGAAGUUGUGGUUAGGAGUGUAUUCUGAAGGAUUUAUGUAAUGAAAUGGACUAUAUAGAUCACAUACUAUAUUUAUUUAAUACAUAUUAAUUAAUUGUAUACUUUUCAGGUGCUCUUUUUUAAACCAAUACCGUCCACUCUUCAGGACUUCAUUUAUAAUGUUUUUGUUUGCAUGUGUGAAAAGGCAGUAAUAAGUGGACAAGCAAAUCUAAACUAGAUGUAAAGCUAAGGCUUGAGUCUGAGGCCAUGGAAGGAGAGGUCUGGUCUGAGCGGCUCGGUCUGCUGCCCCCGCAAGCCUCGGCAGGAGAAGCAGCAAGGGGGGGCUUGACACCAGGAUAAUUACCUGAACAGACAAGGUCCUUGGUUUAAUGUUUACACUCUAUGGAUUUACAGAAGUGAAAAACAACUGCAUUAUGAACAUCAGGAAGCUAUCAGACAUAUGUGUGGAACGGGACAAAGACUGAUGUGUUUUCUAGCUAGUUUUUUUUUUACUAGCUAAAAGGAUGCAUUUCAAAUCGGAUUAAGCAGGCUUGCAAAGACUAAAUCACCAUUUUGAAAGUGGUUAAAUGUGGCAGCAGGGGAAUGUGUUUGGAUCGGAGUUAUUUAUUGGAGUGUACCUGUUGAAUUUGUUAGCUGUUUACAGACUCAGCUGAUAAGUCGGUGCUCUUUCCAAGCCACAGCUGUCCCGCAGAACGGCAUUUGAGGAGUCGGUUUGGAAAGUCUAAACUUUCUACGAUCAGGACUACCCAAUCCGCUACAUCGAUGGAGUCUUUCUGAAACAUGUUUAGACAACCACUCAAACACAGUUGUGCACACACAUCAGUUUUUAAAAUAUAUAUAUAAUACAUAUAUAUAUGUACACACAGUCACACACACGUGAAGGACCACAGUGAUCUUAACAUUUGCACACUCUGUACAUUUGGCUUACUAGACUGAUAGCAUAGAUUUGCCAUAUUGCUGCCUAGCUGCUUGCCAUAAGAUAGCAACUUUGAUGUCAGCGCAGUGUAAAGUAUAGCUAUGCAUAGCACAGCAUGCCAAAAAAAAGCAGUUUCCAAUCAGCUAGCUGCUUCCAGCAUAAACGUCAGCUUUAUUGUAAUGGGCGAGUCAUAAAGGUAUUGUACACAUAUGGAACUAGAAAAUAUGUAUUUAAUGUUUUUAUGGUUCUCGUUUCUAUAAAAGAGCAAAAAGAUAAAUCUAAUGUACUUUUCACUGCCAUUGCCAUGACAACGACUGCUUACAGCAAAGUCUGUUAUUCUCAUGUUUAUGGAAAACCACCAUAGCAGACUCCCAUCAUGUAUGUGCGCCAGAUAUUGGUGGGCACCUACUUCCCAUUUCCUGUUUGAAAGCAUGCGUUUGUCUGUGCUCGACAGCUUGCUUCCUGCCAUGUCUGUGCUUUGGAGCUGCCAGCCCGCUGCUGUUGCCCGUUGAAGCUGUUUGUGUGUGAUCCACGCGUGUGCGAGUGGUGGAGGUCUGUUGUGUUGUGUCUGGAAUGUGCAUUGACAUCAGUGGCCUGGUAGUAUAUAGUGAGUCUUUCUGAGCUAAGUUCUCUAAUAUCCACUUUUCCCAUUAGCUAUAGUGGGUGGCCCAAGUUGUCCUUCUUCUGGUAAGAUGGUUUACUUAAGAGAACUAUUUUUGUUAUUUAUUUUUUUAUGACUCCGUAAGGCCAAUGAAUAGAGAGCAUUAUAUGAAACACAACAUACAUUUAACAGAGCCUCACUUGUAAAAAAAAAAAAACAUUUUUUUAAACUUAUCCUAAAAUGUAAAAUUCAGAGAAAAAAAAUGUGAAUAUUGUUAUCAAACUGUUGUCACAUCACUGUUGAAAACAUAGAGAAUUAUGACAUUUUUUUAAUGUUCUGACUGACAGGUGCAAUAGGGCCACCCUUCUGUGUUCUAUUACUGCACUCAGAUUUAGUAUGUUUUGUCUUUGUUUUUGUCUUAGUUCCGUUAUGCAUCCAUUGUAAGUUACCAUAAGUAAAUGGAAAAUGGCUUGUAGAACUCAAUAUAAAAAUACACUUCAAUAAAGAAAAUUAAAGAUC
Messenger RNA from Brienomyrus brachyistius, 7244 nucleotides. RefSeq names its product contactin-associated protein 1-like. Lineage: Eukaryota; Metazoa; Chordata; Actinopteri; Osteoglossiformes; Mormyridae. Bases 997 to 4788 code for a protein of 1263 amino acids. The transcript is spliced from 25 exons. The record is from RefSeq and is a predicted model, not a curated record.